Lichtheimia ornata is the source of this 954-nucleotide messenger RNA. RefSeq lists its product as uncharacterized. NCBI's taxonomy places the organism in Eukaryota, Fungi, Mucoromycota, Mucoromycetes, Mucorales, Lichtheimiaceae. Bases 1 to 954 code for a protein of 317 amino acids. The record is from RefSeq and is a predicted model, not a curated record. The transcript has 4 exons.
AUGGCAGGGAAAACAGCAAAGAAACGCGCCUUCAAUAAACCAAACACCAACCAGGUCGAUUCAGUAAAGGAGACCACACCUGCCAACAAACGGCCCAAACGCGCAGCAGCAAAACGCAAGGAAACCAAUGCCGAGGCCGAGGCAAUCAGCGACUCUGACAAUGACUCCCAACAACAAGUGGAUCGCAAAGAUCGUGGCAAGGCUGUUACUAGUGCUGAUGAUAUGAAGCCUGGUCGUAUCAAGAUACCUCGUCCUAAAGGGUCGCCUUUUGCAGAUGCAUUAUCACCCGAUGUGCUCCAGUUUAUGAGUGAGUUGAGAGAAAACAACCACCGAGACUUUAUGCGAGUGAACGAGAAACGAUGGCAUUCAACGCGCAAGGAUUUUAUCGAUUUUAUUGGGAUGGUGAUUGAGCAAUUGCAUGAGAUAGACCCUACGAUAUUGGUGGAAGAACCUCGACAAGCAGUAUACAGGCAAAACCGGGAUUUGCGAUUCACGAAUGACCUUCGACCUUAUAAGACACAUCUUUCAGCAUCAUUCUCACGUGGAGGGAAGAAAUCGCCAUUUGCAGGCUAUCAUAUAUCCAUCAGCCCUGGUGAUAAUUCGUUUGUGGCAGCAGGGAUUUGGCAACCAAGUCCGGAUCGUUUGGCUCGUUUACGGGAGGGAAUUAUUGAGAAUGCCAGCCUGAUGCGUGAAGCGUUGACGAUACCGGCAAUGAAAGAAGUUUUCGGCAAGGACGGACUCGAUGUAUUGGAAACCACUGACAAGCUCAAGGUGGCUCCUAAAAACAUUCCACGCGAUCAUCCCGAGAUAGAGAUGUUGCGUUAUAAGAGCAUGGUUAUUACAAAGCAAUUCACGGAUGAGGAAAUAGUAUCAGCUGGUUGCCUUGAUCGUUUAUUGGAUGUAUUUGAAGCAUUAGUUCCAUUUGUUGCUGUUUUGAAUUCUUGGACAGGCUAA